AUGCUUCCGCCAGACUUCAAGCGGAGGAACCCGCUCAGGGUGCGACCUUUCCAAGACUUCGAUGACGCAGCCCCACCACCAUCCAAUGCCCGAAACAGGCUCCUGAACAUGGUCCAUGAGACUGGAGGCUUUAACCCAACUUGGAGGAGAAAGAAGGGUGAGGAAUACAUCGCCCCUAAAGAAGAUGACGAACAGGAGCCUUCGAAGAGGAAGCGCAAGAACAAGAACAAGAAGACGAAGGAGGCAAAGGACCCCUUGCUUGACAAGACGACUUUGGACGAAGGGCAUGAUGCGCAUGAGUUCGACCCCAAGAUGAGCAUACAGGGAGGAUUCCUGAUCGUUGUUCCAAUCGAUCUCUUUUCCCUAUGGGAGAAGGAACUCCAGAUGCACUUGGAAAACCCUCCAAGUGUCAUUGUAUACCAUGGACACCAGUCGUGGUACCACUCCACUGCGCAUACUGCAGACGAGCUUGCCGCAGUUGAUGUGGUAAUAACAUCCUAUGAGACGUUACGGUCAGAUUACGAAGAUGCCAUGGCCGCUGCAGCGUCGCACGAAGACUUCUUCAAGACACCGGUUCACGCACGUUCCCCCACCAUGGUCAUAUACUGGAGGGGCCAAAUCUUGGACGAGGCACAUGAGAUCGCAAACGACAAGACUGGUGUCAACAAGGCUGUAAAUCGCGUUCGAGCGUUGAUGCGUCUGCCACUUACGGGUACGCCAUUCCUCAACGAUUACACAGAUAUCCAUUCCCAGCUGUCGCUGAUCAAGCUCGCGCCCUGCGAAGAUCCGGAAUUUUUCGCUUCUCAUUUCCUCUUACGUCCUGGGGCCAAACAGUGCGUAUACUGCAUGUUCUAG
Alternaria incomplexa is the source of this 855-nucleotide messenger RNA. RefSeq lists its product as uncharacterized. The transcript has 3 exons. NCBI's taxonomy places the organism in Eukaryota, Fungi, Ascomycota, Dothideomycetes, Pleosporales, Pleosporaceae. The coding region runs from base 1 to 855 and encodes 284 amino acids. The record is from RefSeq and is a predicted model, not a curated record. Gene Ontology annotation, molecular function: ATP binding; ATP-dependent chromatin remodeler activity.